Messenger RNA from Pichia kudriavzevii, 1173 nucleotides. RefSeq lists its product as uncharacterized. Gene Ontology annotation, molecular function: transcription coregulator activity; protein heterodimerization activity. Gene Ontology annotation, cellular component: SAGA complex. Lineage: Eukaryota; Fungi; Ascomycota; Pichiomycetes; Pichiales; Pichiaceae. The record is from RefSeq and is a predicted model, not a curated record. The transcript has a single exon. Bases 1 to 1173 code for a protein of 390 amino acids. Gene Ontology annotation, biological process: transcription by RNA polymerase II.
AUGGCAACUACUAAGAAGACAGAAACAAAAGCCGCCAAACGUCCGGCGUCUGCAAAGAGGAAACCCACCAAGGCUGCGCCAAAGGCGAAACUGACAAGUACUCCUGAUUUGAAUAGAACACCACAGAGAGGAGACAAAGACAAUGAGGAAGAUACCACAGAUGGUGUUCAUUUAAACGAAGGCCUCGAUGUGAGUCCGGUGAAGAAAAGCGCCAUUGGGGACUAUCAUGAUAAUGUGAUGGAUACCCCGAGGGAUAAAAACAGGUAUAAAUAUCGUGUUGAGAUUCAGCAGAUGAUGUUUGUUUCUGGAGAGACUAAUGAUCCCAAUGAGCGAACGACUGAUUUGAUUGAAGACAUUGUACGUGACCAGGUUGUUUCGUUGAUGCUGCAGGCCCAGAAGACAGCUUCCUCGAGAGGCCAGAGGUCAAUACUACCCGAAGAUUUGAUUUUUUUAAUCCGACAUGACAAGGCUAAAGUGAACAGGCUCCGGACGUACUUAUCAUGGAAAGAUGUCCGUAAAAAUGCCAAGGAUCAAGAGACUGGAGAUGUUGGUGCCGGUGGAACUGACUUGUUAGAUGAAGGUGUUGGAAGCAUGGAUAAUAAGAUAAUGGCGUCCAAACAAAACAAAACAUUGAAGUUGCCAUGGGAGUUGGAAUUCAUGUUUACCGAGCAGCCUUUGAGUCUUAAUAAUGGUGAAGACGAUGUAAUAGAUGAAGAAGGUCGAGAAGCUGUUUUGGCUCAAAUCAAAAGAUUGAAGCAAAACGAUGAAAGAACACGGGACAUGACCCAGGAAGAGUAUGUUCACUGGUCUGAAUGUAGGCAGGCUAGUUUUACAUUCAGGAAAUCCAAAAGAUUUAGAGAAUGGUGUGGACUAUCACAGAUUACGGAAAGUCGACCAAAUGAUGAUGUCAUAGACAUUCUAGGAUUUCUUACGUUUGAGAUGGUGUGCUCUAUAACAGAAGAGGCCUUGAAAGUCAAGACGUCAAUGGAUAGGAUAUUUGGGGACCAUGAUCGUCAUAAGUAUCUAUUUAUGGAACCUAGUAACGAUGACAAACCCAUUAAUGAAGACCAUGUUCGAGAAGCUUGGAGAAGACUACAAACCGUACCUCAUGCAAAAAGAUCUCUAUACAACUUCCACGGUGGGCGAAUGCUACGUAAUGUCAGAUUAAUUUAG